Molecule: messenger RNA, 1086 nt
Organism: Penicillium macrosclerotiorum
Lineage: Eukaryota; Fungi; Ascomycota; Eurotiomycetes; Eurotiales; Aspergillaceae
Product: putative extracellular cellulase CelA/allergen Asp F7-like
Exons: 2
Coding region: 1-1086 (361 amino acids)
Source: RefSeq, a predicted model, not a curated record
AUGAAGUACCAGCAUCUUGCGUCCAUUGGCACCGCUCUCAUUGGCGCCGCUGCCGUCUCGGCCAGCCCAUUGGCCAUCCGUGGUGAAGCCCAAUGCCCUAAGGGUUACACUAUGACCGUCGUCACGUCCUGGAGCACUGUGUACCCGACAUCAUCGGCCACCGUCCUCCCGGAGUCGUCUACUCUCCCAUCUUCUGCUCCUGUGGUGGAGAGCAGCCAAGUUCCGGUUGGCGAUGAAGCUGCUUCAGCUACCUCGUCUACUCCCGCGCUGACUACGGAGGUUGCUGCGGUUGAGACGACCCAGGCGGCCGUCGCUACCACUUCUGCACCUACGGACAAGGCCGUUAUUGCGACCAUCGCUCUUCCUGCUUCUUCUUCUUCUGAGGCCACUCAGGCGAGCUCUUCCAGUUCUUCUACAACUUCUACCGCCCAGGCUGCGGCUACCUCUUCUUCAUCAAGCUCUUCCAGCUCUUCCAGCUCCUCCGGUUCUUCCUCUUCCGGCGAGGCCACCUAUUACACUGGCAAUGUUGCCGGGGGAACUUGCUCCUUCUCUGGCUACACCCUCCCCAGCGGAAUUUUUGGUACCGCUCUGUCUGUCGAUCAGUGGGAUGAUGCGGCCGAGUGCGGUGCUUGCGUUGCGAUCACCGGACCUAGCGGCAACACCAUUAAGGCUAUGAUUGUCGACCAGUGCCCCUCAUGCGCGUCCGGCCACUUCGACCUCUUCGAGAACGCCUUCUCCGAGCUGUCCGAGUUGUCUACCGGUGUCAUCGACAUCAGCUGGGAGUACACCUCCUGCGGCAUCGACGAGCCCCUGAAGCUCAAAAACAAGGACGGCACUUCCGAGUAUUGGUUCUCCAUGCAGGUUGUCAACGCCAGCGAGGCUGUCACCAAGCUGGAGGUCAGCACUGAUGGUGGCAGCACCUGGCAGAGCACCACCCGCACCUACUACAACUACUUCGAGAAGGAAUCCGGCUUUGGCACCGAUACAGUCGAUGUUCGUGUCACCGGCGAGUCUGGCAGCACUGUCAUUGUUAAGAAUGUCGGUUGCUCGUCCGAGUCGGAGGUGACUGCCAGCUCCAACUUUUAA